Procambarus clarkii (red swamp crayfish) is the source of this 5365-nucleotide messenger RNA. RefSeq names its product Golgi phosphoprotein 3 homolog sauron (gene sau). Gene Ontology annotation, molecular function: phosphatidylinositol-4-phosphate binding. Gene Ontology annotation, cellular component: trans-Golgi network; cytosol; Golgi cisterna. Lineage: Eukaryota; Metazoa; Arthropoda; Malacostraca; Decapoda; Cambaridae. Gene Ontology annotation, biological process: Golgi to plasma membrane protein transport; retrograde vesicle-mediated transport, Golgi to endoplasmic reticulum; Golgi organization. The record is from RefSeq and is a predicted model, not a curated record.
ACGGCGCUUUAACUUCCGUUCUCUGUGGAGGGACUCACGCCUACUUUUGCUGUAAUGUGUUCAUAAUACUGUCUAUUUAUCGUUAUCCACACUCAGAGCUUGCGCAGAUGCGCUUACGAACUAAUAUAGUACGAAGCUAUUGGCUGGGAUCCAAGAUAGAAGAGAUGGUAUGAGACAGUAAAGGGUUAACAGAGCAUGCGUAUAGCAGCGAGUGGCUCAGUGUUUACUGUUGUGCUGGGGUGAGUGUCGAGUUGGCACUUGGCGACUCUCUAUUUCUCAUUCUCCUGUGAAUUUAUGGAAGCCUGACAAGAUGAAUCGACCAGAUGGACUUAUUCAACGAAGGAACGUACAAAAAGACAAGGAAGAGAAGAACACACAGAACGAGAGCGACGAGGAGAAGCGAAGACAUUCGAGCGGAGACGACGAUCUGGACGAUGGGGACUCUAAGGAAACAAGACUCACUUUAAUGGAAGAAGUCCUCUUGCUGGGCCUCAAGGACAAGGAGGGGUAUACAAGCUUCUGGAAUGACUGUAUAUCCUCAGGUCUAAGGGGAUGCAUCUUAAUAGAACUAGCGCUGAGAGGUAGAGUAGAGCUGGAAAAAGCUGGUUUGCGGCGAAAAUCUCUUCUGAACCGCAAGGUAAUUCUGCGAUCUGACCAGCCGACUGGAGAUGUACUUUUGGACGAAGCACUAAAACAUAUAAAAGAAACAGACCCACCAGAGACUGUUCAAUCUUGGAUUGAAUUUCUUUCAGGGGAAUCUUGGAACCCACUCAAGUUGAGGUAUCAGCUGCGAAAUGUACGAGAGCGGCUAGCUAAGAACAUGGUGGAAAAGGGAGUCCUUACUACAGAGAAACAAAACUUUCUUGUGUUUGAUAUGACUACGCAUCCGCUUACUGAUAAUGUUACAAAAACAAAACUUGUGAAAAAGGUUCAGGACAGUGUUUUGAGUCGGUGGGUGGGUGAUCCCCAAAGGAUGGAUCGGCGGGUACUCUCACUUAUCUACCUUGCCCAUGCUUCUGACGUCUUAGAAAAUGCCUUCGCUCCUCUCUCUGAUGAUGACUAUGAGGUUGCUAUGAAGCGCGUGCGAGACCUCUUGGAUCUUGACUUGGAUGUGGAAGCUGCAAAGCCCAAUGCCAAUGAUUUGAUGUGGUCAGUGUUUGCGGCAUUUAUUAAAUAAGUCUCUUGUGUCUGAAGGUUGAAGCAGAGGAAACAUUUAUUAGUGCCUGUGAUGAUUCUGAUGAACACGAUUUGAAAAAAUAUAUUUCAUAUUUAUUUAUCUGCUGUGUGAUAUAUCAUGAUUAUAAUUUUGUUUCGUGUAAUCCACAUACUUGUUGCGUUAAGAAAGUUUCACAGAAAAGAUUUUGUAUUAUGCAUUAGGUGAUGGUUGCUCAGAACUUUACAAAGUCACAUACUUAUUUUGUGAGUAAAAAUAAAACUUGUGUAGCAUUGCUUUAUCAGUAGAUUAUUGUUCUUAUCCUUAUCUCCUUUCUCAGCAGCAUGGAAUGGAUUGACUGCAUAACUAUAGAUACAUUCAGAAAUUAUUCAUUUAAAGAUUAAGCAAAUGAUUUUGUGUAUGUAUUAUGUUUGUAUAUUUAUAUAAUACAUAUGUAGAUACUAUCAUACAUACAUCCAUACAUGCAUAUACAUACAGUAUACAUUUACAUAUAUACAUGCAUACAUAAAUGCUUAGGUAGUUCAGGGCAUUUACUUCAUUGCUUGGAAUUUCUUUCGAUCUAUUCAACAUGUUAUUUGUUCUCUCGUGUACUUAGUUUCCAGUUUGUAAAUUGGUAGCUGCAAUAGCUUGAUUAACCACACUCAUGUAUUGGUGUUUUUUGGCCCUGGAAAAGUCAUAAAACAUACAAUUUGCAUUUUUAUUAUUGAUUAAAAGUUCUGUAAUUUUAUUAAGUAUUUCAGAGCAUAUACUCUAAUUAUUCUUUAGUAUCAGAGUAUAUGAGUUUGUCAUGGCAUUAUGUGUUGUUUACAUAGACAAAGUGUAUAGGCAGAGGUGUGAUGCUUAGAUUAGUUACAGUAACUUUACACAACUCGAGCCUGCAUGGUCGUGGUGUGGAGGUAUGAGGUUGGCUGUACUGUAAAUAAUCAAACUGGACCCUGACACGUUUUUUGAGGCAUGGGAAAUCAUCUUACUGGCGUCUGGGUAGUGAUGUGCGUUUUUAAUUAAUGCAUCUCACGAGUGCAUUCUUUAAAGUUUUUAAAAGAUAAGUUUUAUUUCCAAAGAGCAAUGUUGAAGUUACAAAGUGUACGGGUAUUGCAGCACCUACGGUUAAUGCUAUUUUGUUACCGUUCAUUUGCAGUACAUUUAAGCUUCCAACAUCUGUAUAGUUGCAUUUGCUAGAAGAAAUUUGUUUAAUACCUUUGCAUAAAAACUUGAUUUGUUUCAGUUUUCAAUUGUUCUGUUACAUUACCCCUGCACCACUACCAUGUGAGGAGCGUAAGGAUAAUAUUAGCUGGUGCAAAUAUUUUUAUCUCUAACAUUAAGUUGCUUUUUAUCACAUGAUAUUGAUAAAAAUGGUGAUGGUGUAAUGCAAAACUGUAUACAAAGCUAUUAGCAUCAGUUACUGGUAGGUUAUGGCCAUAAAUAAAGGAAAAUUAAUAAAAAUUAAGGAUUGUUCACAGCAUCUUAUUUUUCACUCAUUCUCAUGUCUUUCCACUAGAGGUGCUGUGUGUUGUUUACCUUGUUGUGUACAACAUUGUCAGUAUGUACAUGAAAACAGAUUAGCAAAUGUUUUCAUUGAAACAUCAUAAAGGUAAAUGUUCCCAUAAUGUAUAUUGGAAAAUGGGACAUUGAGCACCUUUUAGCAGAUGAAAUUUGCUGAUCAAGUUGAAUGUUUCUUGUGUACAGUGUUUAAAUAUAACAAAUAUUAAAGUGAGUGACCAUAUCAGUAAUCCUUUUUUAUUUUGCAAACUUUUAGUUGUUUAUGUAGGGCUUUUAUAGAAGCAAUUUGCAUUCCAUACCAACAAUCAGAUUGUAAGAAUUGCAAAAAUAUGGAUUUUUGGUCCUUUGAUAAUACGUAGCUAAUAAAUCGCCAAGUUGGUGCUGUAGGUUGUGAGAUAUCCAAGCACACUUGGAGACUGCUGUUUAUAAUGAUCCUGGGCUGUUUCAGAGCUGUGGCCCCCCUCGGCAUUGCCAAGUAUAAACCAGUAGUAUAGGAUGAUCUUCCUGCUUAUAGUUCCUUUUGAAACAAGUUAUAAGCAUUGUUUAUUUUCAAAGGAUGAAGUUCCUUAAAUCCGUUUGACCAAGAGAUGUGAAGUAGUUGAAACGUUGUGGCUGGUGAAUGGUAAAUUAACUGCUGGGUGUCUAUGCAUACGUUAAGGAACCCAGUAAAUAUACAUUACUGAGUACUGCACAACUUGAGAAGUAUCUUGAUGAUCUAUAUUUGGCAACUUUACUAUGAUAGUUACCUCUUCCUCAUAAUAUAAUUUUUUUAUGGGCCUAGAGCCUUCAGAUUAAAUUUUAGUUAUUAUAGGCUAACUGGUACAGAACAUUCAGGAUGAAAUGUAUUUUAAUAUUUAAAGCUAACUUAUCCCAAGUAUUAUAUCUACAAAAGUUUGUUUGCUAAAAUACAUAUAAUUAAUUAUAAGAAUUUAUGAAUCAAAUGUUCUUUAAACUAAAUAAAUUGUUGUAUUUUUUAUAGCAAUGCAAGUCUUUAUAUUUAUAACCUAAAGCACUGUCUUGCCCAGCUUUAGUGAAUAUUUGUCUUAUUUUCUCCCAGCCAGUUGAGAUAUUUUCAUUAAAUUGUAUACAGUAUUGUUGAAUUUGUUGACUUUGUAUGUGGUACCUGGGAAGGUAUCUCCGCCUAAAUUUAAUUUUCAGCGUGUUAUAUUGGAGUGAUAUAGUAUUUUAAUUAAGAAUCGUAUUAAAGGAAAUCUAACCAAUAUCGGAAAAGUAUAUAGUAUAAAAUAAAAUAAAACAAAACAAAAAACAUUCACAAUUAUUUAAUUAGUUUUAAGUGUUUAAUUGUAUUAUCAAUCAAAUUUUUCCAUAUUUAAUCAAAGUUGUGUUAUAAAGCACUAUUUUAUAUCAGGUUCUUAAUGUAAUACAUUUUCGUAGGCAUUAUGUGUAGUUUUGCUGAGUUUUCUAUUUAGAUGUGAAAACUGUUUUGACACUUGCUUUUGGGUAUAAUGGGAUCAUUUGAUUUAUUUAGUUGUGUACUACGUACUUUAGUGGUUAAUUACAUGGCUCAAGUCUUGAAAUAUAAAUAUUCUGUCAGUUCACCUCAGAUUGAAGAACCUUACCUUAUCAAUACUGGUCCCGAUCAUUAAUUAACAUAAGGUUAUUGUAAGAAUUUUUGCCCUCUGCCUUAUAUUAAGUCCAUAAUACCUUGAAAAGAAACUAAUUAAUGUUGCUAAAAUGAGAGAACCUGAGAAAUAGUAACAAAGCAUAAUAACUCUUUUUACUCUGUGAGAUAAUCUGUUGUCUUAGUCAUGCAAACAUUUCCUCUUGUGUGUGUUGAUGUGGACGACAUGAUUGGUGUUAUGCUAUAAGUGCGACUAUCAUUGGAUGUGUCAACUAAUUUUUCCCUCCUUCUUAUUGUAAGAAAUGGAUUUAUUUAAAAAGGUUUCCUUAAUUUUUGUGUCGGUAUUAGUUAUGGUAAGCUUUUUUUUUCUGAUGAGCAUUGAAGGUUUGAAAUUAUUUUACAUUGGCUAUUAUUUCAUGCUCAGCAUUCUUAGUAACACUAAGCUUUUAUAUACUGUACAGUAUUUUUUAGUUUGUGUGAAAAGUAAACAUGCAUGCACAUUACUGCUGUGUAAAUUGGAAUUAACAUCUGUGCAGUGGAAGUUCAUACAGUACUUUUCCCAGAUUAUAAUCUCUUAACAGCAAAAAGACCAAUAUUACUUUUUUUAACAAUUUAGUACCGUAUAGGCAAAAUGUUUUAUAAGCUGCUUGCAUAUUACAGAUAUUUCAAGUGCAGCUAUAUAUGUGAUUGUUCCUUGCUGUAAGCACAAAGCUUAUUUGUACCUAAGUAAGGAUUUUGCUUUUAGCAGCACCAGAAGAUAUAUCUACAGCUUUAAUAAGUUUGUGACCAUUAUUAGUUUUGUACAUUUAAAAUGGGUUUUAUAAUAUAUUUGUGAAGUAACACAAGCAACUUGGUGUGCAUCUUAUGUACAUAAAAGUUGUUGAAAAUGUUUGUACUGUGCAUCUGUAAGAUGAAAUGUCAGCUAAUAUAAGCAUGUUGUCAAAGACAGUGUCAUCUUUGUAUCGGUACUGGCAGAUUUUACCAAUAGCAUUCCAUAGAAGACAUUGAGCUUGGUAGUGGUGAUUUCCCACUUGUUUUAUGUUAUAUAUAAAUAUAACUUCUAAACAUCUGCACUGUGAACAGGUUUAAUAAUAAAAUCAGUUUGUUAA